This is a messenger RNA of Bombus impatiens (common eastern bumble bee), 1595 nucleotides long. RefSeq names its product NADH dehydrogenase [ubiquinone] 1 alpha subcomplex subunit 9, mitochondrial (gene ND-39). The record is from RefSeq and is a predicted model, not a curated record. NCBI's taxonomy places the organism in Eukaryota, Metazoa, Arthropoda, Insecta, Hymenoptera, Apidae. Gene Ontology annotation, cellular component: mitochondrion. The coding region runs from base 173 to 1381 and encodes 402 amino acids. Gene Ontology annotation, molecular function: protein-containing complex binding. The transcript is spliced from 7 exons.
CAUAUUGUCCACCAAGAGCACCGGUUCGAUUGUUUGCCGCUAAAGGUCCUUCCUAUUAGAUAGCAUUUUUGGGCUGACGUUAUUAAUAUUGCAUUGGCGAUCUCUCUACUGCUUCCUGUUAACGUAGGAAGCGUAACGUUUACGAAUCUAUGUAUAUCACUAUUCGUGACAAAUGAUAAAUAUGGCGGCUUGGAUUCUCAAAGUCGUACGGGUGGCAAAGAAUCAAAAUGUGGGCCCUGUCACUUAUGCAGUACAGAGCUACGAUUAUUCUUCACAACCAAGAAUUAUUAAAAAUCCUACUACAGCCAAUUUGAAAAGGGGUACUGGCGGUCGUAGCUCUUUCAAUGGUAUAGUUUGUACAAUAUUUGGAUGUGGUGGUUUUGUUGGAAAUUCCUUAAGUAUCAGGCUAGGGAAAAUUGGAACUCAGCUCAUUCUUCCACAUAGAUGUGAUCCAUAUCACGUAAAAGAGUUAAAAGUAGGUGGAGAUCUUGGACAAGUCUACUAUCAUCCAUUUGAUCUUAGAGAUGAGGAAUCAAUAAUCAGGACUAUAAAAUAUUCCAAUGUUGUUAUUAAUUUGAUUGGUCAAACUUAUGAGACGUCAAAUUUCAGUUUUGAUGAUGUGCAUGUAGAAGGAGCAAGAACAUUGGCUAGACUUGCCAAGAAAUGCAAUGUGGAGCGUUUCAUUCACAUGUCAUGCAUAAAUGCGGAAGAGAAACCUACACCAAUGAUGAUACAAGGUGGUUCGAAGAUGUUAAAAUCAAAAUGGAAAGGUGAAAUUGCAGUGAGAGAAGAAUUCCCAGAAGCUACUAUAGUUCGACCAUCAGUUAUAUAUGGACCCAUGGAUACAUUUGUCAGUCAUUAUAUGAGUCCAAUUAGAACGACCUUCGAAUACAUACCAUUGUGGCGAAAAGGAGAAAAUACUGAAAAGCAACCAGUGUACAUUCAUGAUGUAAUUUCAGGCCUUGUGGCGAUAAUAAGGAAUCCUGAUACUGCUGGUAAAACUUACCAAUUUAUUGGUUCACAAAGGUACAAAUUAAACAAUCUAAUUAAUAUGAUGUUUGAUAUCAAAAUGAAAUACGUCGGAAACUACAUGGUGAUAGGAAAUAUAAAGAUUAACCCAUACUUUUGGAUGAAAGUUACAUUUGCAGAAUUGAUCGCUCCAAUACAUCGUACUAUAGAUUUAUCAUGGGAAAUAUUGGAAUUUCAUCAUGCCACUGAUAAAAUAGACCCAAAUUUACCAACUUUGGAAGAUUUAGGAAUAAUGCCGACUGAUUUUAAAAAAGUAAUGGCAUGGGUAGUUGAACCAUAUGUAGUCAACAGACUUGAGGUUGAAGAAUUACAGUUAGGUGUCCCUCCUGAUGUGAAGUCUGUACCAAAAUAAAGCGUUCACAUUUAGAGCUUGUAGAAAAAAACGAGUGUUCUGAUUUAAAUAAAGAACUAGUAUAAAAUUAUAUUGUUAUAAUUGUUAUAAUUUUCUGUAUAGUAUUUGAAUUCUGGUUAUUACUUUUGUGUAAAAAUAUUUUUUUUGUACACACUGUAUAGAAAUUAUAUGUCACUACUGUCAGUCUAUGCAAUAAGAAUUGCUGCAAAUCUUU